AUCUUAUUAUUACAUUAAUUUUAAACGGAUCAAAGUGACGGUGUGACGUAUUCUUGCUCCUUCAUGUAUUUACAUUAUGUUGCAAAAUACAAACGUGUCACAGCGUGUUUGACGCAGUGUCCAGUUCAACUAACACCAAACUACAGCCUCUAAAAUGACCACAUUUAGCUUAAAUCAUCGUCAAAAUCAGCUGAAUAUGAUCACUGUACACAUGUGUAUGCGCUUGUGUAUUCAUUUAAACUACUUAUUUACUUUAUUUUUUAAAUACAUGUAGUGUUGGGAAAAAUGAAAUGUUUGCCUCUGAAAUGUAGUGGAGCAAAGUAUAUAGAAGAAGAAAAUGGAAAUACAAGUACAGUACAAGUACCUCCUGUACAGAUACCAGUAAUCAAUUAGCUGAUAAACUGUUUCUGCUCCAUUACUGAUGAGUAAUAAAACAUAUAUUUUCAUUAUUGAGGGUUUUAAUUGUAGCAUACUCUUGCUAGUUCCUUAAGAUCACCAAACCCUCGCUUUAAAUUGGUUAAGUUAGUAAAUGUCUGUAAUGUGUUUCAUGACCCUGAUGAGAGCACAAUGAGAUGUUAAAAUGUGUGUCAAAUUUAAAGUCAACCAGAGUUACAGUGUGAAGGAUUUCCAUGAAUUCAUUACAGCGCCACCAUGUGGCUGAUUGCAGUCAUACUUCUUGUGAAGCACUUCCACAUUAAUCUCCUGUUGACCACCAUGAGACCUUAUUUGUACAGUUGUCAACGACGAGAGACAAAUCGUUUUUUAUCCCAUCUAAAAAUUUGCCAUAAAUUACACAUUUGAUGACAUUUGAUUUGAUUAAAUGACAAUUUUGCAUGUCAAAUAUGUGGCAUUUUGUAAUAAACCUUUUGAAGUUCAAGACUGUGAACAUAUGUAAUUAGAAAGAGUAAACAUCCAUUAGUUGAAUAAAUUAUGUCUCUCAGUGAAGCUGUGAUUGUUUCGUACCGGGAUGUACUCACACAAACAACAGGUUGUGAUCGCUUUUUUUUUGCUUUAUGGCUGAAUAAUUAACUCAUCAGGUAAGAUAACGUUACAUUUGUGCAUGGGUACAACCAAGUUACUGAGCCAGCUAGCUAGCCAAGGUGACGGCUUGGUGACAUGUACUGUGUGAGACACCAGAUGUAAAAAAUAAUAACAAACCGACAUAAACUCAGCAGGGGCUUGAAUCUAAUAAUCAACACAUAUUACUAGGGUACUAGACUCAUUUUUAAACCCUUUUGUUAUUCUGCAUCAAUGCACAAUAUUGCACAAAUAUUCACAAUUCUUUUAGCUCUGGUUUGGUCUCAAUGUUCCACUUUCUUCACCAGCUAAAAGCUUUAACUUUGUCUGGGUGUUGUUUGGUGCUGCAGUGGGUUUAUCAGAGCUUGUUUCAUGAAAACAGCUGCUGGAAACAAUGUUGAUGAGAGCAGUGAGACUGGAAAACCAAAACAAUAAAGCUUUAUUUUAUAACUGAAAGACUACAACGAUUGUAGCCUCUUUUCGCUUUAUAGCUGGAAAAAGCUACAGGGCGAAAGCGAGACCUCUGUAGGCUACUUGGUUAACGGCACGAGGCUACAUGGUGCUACCAGUAUAACACACACAAACCUCUGAAUAAAGUGUCACCAGUUGAGUUGCAUUGUGGGCAAUGCAGGUGCCAUUUUUUUGACAAAGAAGAAGAUUGCAUGCAGUAAAAAAAGUCUCUGGUGCUGCUGCAUGAGUUUGCAGGAUGCUGAAAAUGUAAAUUGAGAGAUCCUCAGCCUGAAACACAGCUGAGUCUCAUUUGCGAUGAACGAUAUUUAAUCGCAGCUCGUUAAAAACGUUGUGCGUCAUUAAUCAAUUUGUCUGUUUUACAAAAAAUCUGAGUUUUGUUUCUGAGAUUUAAGGACGGAGGUCCACAGCUCUUCCUCCUGUUCCUCACUGGCUUGGCACACGGUGAACACACAUCAGUUACACAAGACUGAUCAGCCGGAUGAUGAAGUCUGGACCACGGCAACGCAGCCACAUCAGCUGGGUCGCUUAUCCCCAUGGCAACCGUCUCAUCGACCUCUCGUUGCAGGUGUUGGUGGAGACGAUGUCGUCGACGGUCUGACCCCGAAGAGAAGCAACGCUGCAGAUGGAGAAUGGAGACCUAGGUCACAUGGUACGUGCGAGUCAUGUUUUCCGGUCUGAACUGUUCUAUGAAGGUAUAUUUGUGUCUUUUAUUAUGCAAACAAAGAGUGAAGUGCUGCUACAUUUGAGAUCAUUUUAAACAAAUCAGCAAUAUAAUGUCAACUGACCUCCAUGUGGCUCAUCACAGUAACCUCCCGUCAGUGUUUACAGUGGAAGCAGAUACCAAGAGCCAAAUCGAACCCACCAAUAGAAACUCCCGGCUCGUUCAGCAGCGUAUGCCCCGCCCACUACAUCCAAACUCAACUCGUAGGGUUUUGAUUUGCAGCCAAAUGUUCUCGUUUCAUAAGCAAAACUGACAAAUAAUUUAUUCUCCGUUUAUAUAUUUUUACUUACAAACUUGAUUUUUGAUUGCAGUGCGAGAAAUUUGCUCUCAAAACAUUUUUUGUUUGUUUGCGUAAUAAAGACACAAAUAUACCUCCAUACUGUUCCCACUUUCUGGCAGUUCAGCCUUUGGCUAGUUGAACAACGGCUGUGUUCAAAAUCUCAUAUUACUGUUCUACAUACUACAAAUUACAUACUCUAUCAGUAUGUCCUGCGUACUAAAUUAACGAUUAGGUUUUCGCUGCAUCACAUGACCGUAUCGACCGCAACAUUACAGGUUGAAGCUACUGUUCAAUGUAAAUUGGAGCUGUAUUUGAACAUUAAUAUAGUGUUAAGACAUCUGUAAAGAUAUAGCUCUGUCAGCACUUUCACUGUAGUUUGCGCUGUUAGCACUGUUAGCACUGUUAGCUACGAGCCUCUGGUUCGCCGUCGCCAUGUUGAGAGCCGUUGAGAACCAAUUGAAAUGCUCAUAGUCUCGUAUCUUGCACUUUCAAAUAUCACUCAUAUAGUGUCAAUAUACUUUUAACGGUAAAUUAUAUAUUUCCAUCGUUAAAAUGCUCACUGUUCUUUAGAAUGUUAAUAUCAUCACUACCAAUAGAAAUGUACACAUCCCAUGUACAUAGUGAUUGGUCAUGUUUACCGUGCUCAGCUUUGUUGUCCUUGUUUUUAGCUGUUAUGUCUGAGUUAAACUCUUUGUAUCAGCACACACUCACUUGACCAUUAAAGCUGAUUCUGGUGCAUCCUGGCAUGCACAACAUACUCAAUUUGUUUCCCUCCAUUUAGUAUGAAUAGUAUGUCUGUAUGCAAUUUUCUACACAGCCAACGUCUGACAUUUCAGUGAUGAAACAUGCUUUUGUGCAGCUGUAUGUGUGAGUGUCUGAUACUGAGUUAAGUUAUGAUACCGGUGCUCUCUAAACACACACUACACAACUUUCAAGGUUGUCAGAUACUGUUCACACUAAUCAACAUGCUGUCAGCUUGUGAUUUUCACGCUGUGUUACAUGACUCACCAUCAACAGGGGGGGGGUCACACACUUACAAGAUCCUUCAUCUGGAAUCCCUGAUGAGGUCUCAAAACUAGGUUUUGUCACAAAAUCCCACGAGAAAAAAUAACGCGGUCGCAGCGUAGUCGUGCCACGUGUUCACGUAACAGCCUGUUUCUACACAUCAGUACUAUUUUCCCUCUAUAGAUCAGUCACUGUGUUAUCUUUACUCAUGCAAGCAUCCAACACUCUAGGUGCAAUAACAACAACUGUGGUCCAUGUUGCAGCACAUAGCUCACACAGGUAGGCUUCAGGUGAGGUGACCCCUCCACCAGGUUUCCCCUCAACCGGCAGUGCGUUUUCAUUGACUUUAGCUCCCCGACAGAUCCAGAUAUUCACCGCUCUGGUCCGUUGUGACCUAAAUAAACUGAUAGCUACAACUUCGAAUUGUAUUAUGUCAUUAAAAUAUAAACUGCCUUUAAUGUGGAUGGGUCACAUCACGGGCGAGUCCUCACGAUAAGGUCCCAAUAAUUCCAUGUAUCCUUAACCAAUUACAUCAGUUAGAGUCCUAGUUUUGAGAGUGGUUUUAGUCAAGAAAUUAACAGUUUAGAUUUGAAUGUGGUCCACUUUUAAAAAAAACUUGCGGAGAUGUAAAUGUCUGUAAGUAAAACAAACAGGCUGCGUUGUGUGUGAUAUCAGAUUCGGGUGUAUUUUAAAUGUCCAUGUGGGAUAACAAGACUUCUUCAUGCUCUUCUUGGUCAACUAGCCUAAGUUCAAGAGCACACAUUUGUUCUCGGUGUUCUCUGUAUUGUUUUUUACUUGACUGCUGUUCCUGCUCUCUCCAGAUGGGGGAGCUAGUGACUCUGAACGUGGGCGGCUGCCUGUACAGCACGUCUCUGUCCACGCUGCAGCGCUACCCUGAGUCCAUGCUGGGAGCCAUGUUCGGAGGAGACCUCGCGACCGUCAGGGACGCUCGAGGAAACUACUUCAUCGACCGCGACGGCCCGCUGUUUCGCUACAUCCUCAACUUCCUGCGGACGUCUGAGCUGACGCUGCCAUGCGACUUCAAGGAGGCCGAGCUCCUCAGGAAGGAGGCGGACUUCUAUCAGAUUGAGCCCCUGAUUCACUGUCUAGGAGACCCCAAACCCCUGCUGCCCUACCCCACUGAUACCUACGAGGAGGUGGUGGAGCUGUCCAGCACCAGGAAGCUGUCCAAGUACUCCAACCCCGUCGCAGUCAUCAUCACCCAGCUCACCAUCACCACCAAGGUCCAUGCAAUGUUGGAGUCGAUCUCAAGCAGUUUCACAAAGUGGAACAAACACAUGAUGGACACCAGAGACUACCAGGUGUCCUUCACCUUUGGACCAUGUGACCACCAACAGGAAGUCAGCCUGCGUGUCCAUCUGCUGGACUUCAUCUCCAAAGCUGGUUUCACAAUACGGAACACGCGUGUUCACCACAUGAGCGAACGGGCCAAUGAGAACACAGUAGAACAUCACUGGACGUUCUGCAGACGAGUUCACAGAGUGAACGACUGACAGAAGAACAGAUGGUUGGACUUACUGACGUCAUCGCUGUGUCAACAGACACACAUACAGACAAAUAGACAAGAGACUUGUUAGUGGUGGCUUUGUUGUUAUGUGUUCAUAUUUUGUAUGCAUGUGAUGUUUUUUUAAUCAAAGGGAAGUCUUUUUAGGAGGUCAUUUUUUGGAAAGUGAGGUCAUUUUUGACUCGUUAAUAUUUCCCUCAGACCAACGUGAGGUUUUUGGAAGGCUAGCAAAUUAGAAACAUGUGGUACAUUAUGGUGAGAUGUUUUGUUUUUGUUCAACUAUCACAUAUAGCUGCAAUGUUCCGGUAAAAGUAUGGCCACAGUAUGUAUGUAGCUAUAUACUGUAUAUCUAGCAUAUCAUCACAAAUCUGUUGUAUAUCAAUGACUAGGAAAUUAUAUUAUUUCCAAAUAAAACAAUCUGGAUGA
Messenger RNA from Anarrhichthys ocellatus (wolf-eel), 5445 nucleotides. RefSeq names its product potassium channel tetramerization domain containing 6a (gene kctd6a). Gene Ontology annotation, biological process: protein homooligomerization. Gene Ontology annotation, molecular function: protein binding. The record is from RefSeq and is a predicted model, not a curated record. NCBI's taxonomy places the organism in Eukaryota, Metazoa, Chordata, Actinopteri, Perciformes, Anarhichadidae. The transcript is spliced from 4 exons. The coding region runs from base 4187 to 5008 and encodes 273 amino acids.